UAUUUCUAAGGAGUAGAAUCGUCAAUUGGGAACCCCCCUCUUUAACGUAAAGGAAAUCAGAGCGGCGAAGUUGAAGAUCAGACAGCGAUGGCGAGCGGCGGAGCUGCGGUGGACUUGGAAGAUGUUCAGACAGUGGAUCUCACGUCGGAGCUCCUCCGCCGUCUCAAAUGCGCGUCCAAGCCCGACAAACGCCUCGUCUUCAUCGGUCCCCCUGGGUCAGGGAAAGGUACCCAAUCUCCAGUAAUCAAGGAUGAAUUUUGUUUAUGUCAUUUGGCCACCGGUGACAUGUUAAGAGCCGCUGUUGCUGCUAAGACCCCUCUUGGCGUGAAGGCAAAAGAAUCUAUGGACAAGGGAAAGCUUGUUUCUGAUGACUUGGUUGUUGGUAUAAUCAAUGAAGCCAUGAGCAAGCCUAGAUGCCAAAAAGGAUUUAUCCUUGAUGGGUUUCCCAGGACUGUGACUCAGGCAGAGAAGCUAGAUGAAAUGCUUAACAAACAGGGGGUUCAAAUUGAUAAAGUUCUGAACUUUGCCAUCGAUGACUCAAUCUUAGAGGAAAGAAUUACUGGGAGAUGGAUCCACCCAUCGAGCGGCAGGAGUUAUCACACAAAAUUCGCACCUCCCAAAGUCCCUGGAUUUGAUGAUGUUACUGGGGAGCCUUUGAUUCAGCGGAAAGAUGAUAAUGCUGAGGUUCUGAUGUCAAGGCUGGAAGCUUUUCACCGGCAAACCAAACCGGUGAUUGACUACUAUGCUAACAAGGGAAUUCUUGCAAACAUCCAUGCGGAGAAACCUCGCCAAGAAGUUACAUCCGAGGUCCAAAAGGCAGUCUCCUGAUGAAUAUGAUCAAAGAAAAUCUCGAUCUUUAGCCCCCUCGGUGUGAAAAAUGAUCCUCAUUUCCCAGCCCAUAAGGGAUGCUUUUUAUAUAUCCUGGACCUGCAGAAGGAUGGGUUUUUUCUUUGCUCAGCUCCUGCGUUAAACUUUUCGGCUAAUUUCGCAGUCGAGAAUAAAUCUUUUACCAUCGGUUGAAAGGACCAGAACGUUCUCUGUUUUUGUUUGUUGCCUUUCGUGAACGUGGAAAAUAAGGUUUUGAUGUUUUGUCUGGGACGAACUAUGUCGUAGGUUCUGUAGAGGGGCGCUAAAUGUCUGAAAAGCUUCAUUGAUUCAGGUGGUAAAUUUCUUCU
Tarenaya hassleriana is the source of this 1175-nucleotide messenger RNA. Its product is annotated as adenylate kinase 4. NCBI's taxonomy places the organism in Eukaryota, Viridiplantae, Streptophyta, Magnoliopsida, Brassicales, Cleomaceae. The transcript is spliced from 6 exons. Bases 88 to 828 code for a protein of 246 amino acids. The record is from RefSeq and is a predicted model, not a curated record. Gene Ontology annotation, biological process: nucleobase-containing compound metabolic process. Gene Ontology annotation, molecular function: ATP binding; AMP kinase activity. Gene Ontology annotation, cellular component: cytoplasm; mitochondrion.